AUGGGGGCAUCAGCGAGCACCUUGUACACCCAGGGCGGAUCCUGGGGCCUGAAAUUCGUCCCUACAUACGAUCUCAUGGAGCAGGUUCAUACGUGCCUGGUGCCCUCGGAGAGAGACUUCUUGCUUGCCUGCCUAGACGAGAUGCACUGCCGGUGCGACUCUCUUCUGCACGGAAGAAAGCAGGUAGCAGCCUUUCACGAGCAGGGCGCAGUGGAAGCCUUGUUGGAGAUGUUGGGCAUGUUCAAACUGGACGAGGUUUUCCUCCGACAAGCCGUGAGGACUCUCAUCCCCCUUUGCGGCCAGGACGACGCGGUCUUGGAUCACUUCUUGGACCUGGGAGGAAGGGUAGCCCUCGAUGAAACGCUGGGGAUGCACACGGAUGACCAUCACAUGUACUGCUCGGCAUGCCGCCCGCUUGUGGACUGCCCCGACUUGUUGGGACCCGCCGGCAAUCGGCUGUCAUCUGACUCCGUUCAGCGGUGCCUUCAAAGAGGCGCCGGGAAACGACUCGUGUACAGGGGCAGCAGCGGGAACGGUCCUAUUGUCGACGAUGUGGAGGACGAGGAUGAGAAUGCUGCGGACCCGACCUCCGACGACCUCGUAAGGAUACGAAGGCUGGUCGAACACAUGGAAAAGUUUCCAAAGACCCUUGACGUGGUCGAGCCUUGCGUCGACGCCCUCAUCGCCGUCGGGAAGUCUGCGGCGACACAGGCCGUGCUGGAGAGUACGUGCGUGUUCAAGCUGGUCAAGGCCAUGAAAACCUUCGCCAACACCCGGUCCCUUCAAUGGAAGGGCCUCUUGGCCAUCAUCCACUUCGCGAAGAAGGACGAGGUGUGCUUCGACCUUGGCAAGGCGGGCGUGAUCCCGCUGCUGGUGGCGAUGUGGCCGCAAUGGGACGACGACGAGAUGCGCCAGCUCCUCCUGUGGGCCUUCAACGAGCUGCGCAUGUCGGUGGAACGGGUCGGCGCCUUGCUCCGAGAAGCGAUGGAGCCGGCCCCGGCGCGCCUUGCCGUGACGGGAGCAAUGGUCACCGCGGAGCAGGUCGGGCACUACUGCGUGCCCGUCAAGCUGAAGAGGCUCUAUCGGGAGCGGAAACUCGGCAGCCCCUUCGCCAAGGGGGACGAGGAAGCGAACAGGGAGAACGAGAAAAACGCCGCUGCUCUCGCCAGACCUCUAACCAAGGCGCAGUUUGGCAAGGCCGGCGAUGGUUGGAAAGAAGGCGAACAUGGGCUGCUUUAA
Messenger RNA from Ectocarpus siliculosus, 1239 nucleotides. NCBI's taxonomy places the organism in Eukaryota, Phaeophyceae, Ectocarpales, Ectocarpaceae. The record is from the annotation of a GenBank genome assembly.